UAAAGAAAACAUAUAAAGCAGGGUUACCCAGCCGCCGGUUUCAGUUUUUAACAGAAAGAAAGAAAGUAAAGUGCCAAGUGCCAUUAGUCAUUCACAUUACGACAUAACGAUUGAAGUAUGAGUCUCAGGCAGUUUCAAACCGUUUCCCGCCAGGCGCUCAGGUGCUUUUCAAUGAGGCGGACCCUUGGCCCCGCCCUCGACUUAACUCAGGGUAAGAGGCAGAGCCUGCGCCUCUGCACUGUUCUGCUUCCCGUCAGCUGUGCGGCCACUUCCGCAUCCUCAGCCGCCCAGUACUCCACAGCUGCCGCCAUCGACAUGUCUGCUAACGGAGAUUACAAGAACGCCGCCUCGAUCUACGAGUUCACGGUGAAGGACACCCACGGCAACGAUGUCUCGCUGGACAAGUACAAGGGCAAGGUGGUCCUGGUGGUGAACAUCGCCUCCAAGUGCGGCCUGACCAAGAACAACUACGAGAAGCUGACUGACCUGAAGGUGAAGUACGGCGAGAAGGGCUUGGUGAUCCUGAACUUCCCGUGCAACCAGUUCGGAUCCCAGAUGCCGGAGGCCGAUGGCGAGGCCAUGGUGUGCCAUCUGCGCGAUUCCAAGGCUGACAUUGGCGAGGUCUUCGCCAAGGUUGAUGUGAACGGCGAUAACGCUGCACCCCUGUACAAGUACCUGAAGGCCAAGCAGACCGGAACCCUGGGCAGUGGAAUCAAGUGGAACUUCACCAAGUUCUUGGUCAACAAGGAGGGCAUCCCCGUCAACCGAUACGCCCCGACCACCGACCCCUUGGACAUAUCCAAGGACAUCGAGAAGCUCCUGUAGGUCUCCCCCGAGGACAGGAUUCUUAUGGAGUCUUAUGGACUGUGUUUUUCGCGUAGCUUUAGCUUGUAGCCGCCUGGCCACCAGACAGUCUUGUGGCUGGCCCCAUGCACCGCAUGUUAUAUAUAUUGUAUACUCUCUUACUGGUUUUUGAUUCCCACCCACACACAUAAUAAACGCCAUUUGUGGUUACCACACAA
Molecule: messenger RNA, 1022 nt
Organism: Drosophila ficusphila
Lineage: Eukaryota; Metazoa; Arthropoda; Insecta; Diptera; Drosophilidae
Gene: Gtpx
Product: probable phospholipid hydroperoxide glutathione peroxidase
Exons: 4
Coding region: 118-825 (235 amino acids)
Biological process (GO): response to oxidative stress
Molecular function (GO): glutathione peroxidase activity
Source: RefSeq, a predicted model, not a curated record